GUCCUCACAGUGGGCGACUACGACGGCGUGCUGCUGCAGCUGCACAUCGCUUCGGGUCAUCAACUGGCUGACGUGGAGGCCCACGACGGACGCAAGAUAUGGUCUGUCGCGCACUCCUGUCGUACACCGCACCUGGUAGCAUCUGCAGCCGAUGACCGCUGCGCGAGGCUAUGGGCGGGGCGCGGUCUGUCGCAAUGCAUCGCUAGUGUGCAGCCCAACCCACGCGCUGCAGUGUGCAGCGUAGAUUUCUCGCCCGCGCGCGAUCACCUGCUGGCGUUGGCGUGCUCGGACCGUACGGCGUACGUGUACGACAUGCGGAGCCUGGAUCGCGGGCCGCUGGCUACAUUGCGGCACCAUGCAAGACCGGCAAGCUAUUGCCGGUUUCUUGGGGGAGAUCGACUGGUGACAGCGGCGACCGACUCGUCAUUGGCACUGUGGGAUUUAUCAGAGGCGGUUCCGGCGGUUUUCCAGGGCCAUCGCAACGAGAAAAACUUCGUGGGACUUUCCGUACGAGCUGCGGACGGGCUGCUGGCGUGCGGUUCAGAGUGCAGCCGGGCAUUCGCUUACCAUUCCUCCUGGUCAACCCCCCUG
Molecule: messenger RNA, 591 nt
Organism: Volvox carteri f. nagariensis
Lineage: Eukaryota; Viridiplantae; Chlorophyta; Chlorophyceae; Chlamydomonadales; Volvocaceae
Exons: 2
Biological process (GO): response to UV-B
Molecular function (GO): protein binding
Source: RefSeq, a predicted model, not a curated record